Messenger RNA from Rotaria socialis, 1089 nucleotides. The record is from the annotation of a GenBank genome assembly. NCBI's taxonomy places the organism in Eukaryota, Metazoa, Rotifera, Eurotatoria, Philodinida, Philodinidae.
AUGUUUCCAAAUCAUUAUUCACCAUCAAAUCCCUAUGCUGAUUUUUCAACAUACAAUACAACUUCAUCAUCAUCAAACAUAAGCAGUAUUGGUAAUUCUUCCUCGCCACCUCUUUAUCAUCAACAUCAACAUAUGUUCUCUGCAGCACAUUUUUCCAAUGAUAAACUUCAACAUUCACCAACAGGUUAUCCGUCAUUUGCUAUGCAUGGGUUAAAUAUGAAUGUAAAUGUUACUAUGAGUCCUGUUUAUGUACCAACGAAUAAUCUAUCAAUAUCUCAACCAUCACCAUCAGUUCCAUUGAAACCCUUUUAUUCAUCUGAUGAAAAUGGCACGAAUUCAUUGGAAGAAAAAUCAGUCAAUACACGCGUAUUAAAUGGCAAUGAAACUCAUCCAACACAAUCACAACCACAACCACCAACACUUUCACUACCUAAAAUGACUGCGAAAGGGAAGAAGAUACGUAAGCCACGUACAAUCUACAAUCCACUUCAAUUACAAGCACUUAAUAAACGUUUUCGUCGUACACAAUAUUUAGCGUUGCCUGAACGAGCUGAACUAGCAGUUAAUCUUGGUCUAACACAAACUCAGGUCAAAAUAUGGUUUCAAAACAAACGUUCAAAGGAAAAGAAAUCUAACAGACAAGGUAAUCGCACUCGCCUAUCUAAUGAUAAUGAUUUGAGUUGUAACGGCGAAGAAAUCUAUUCGGAUGAUGAGACAAGUUCAACAUCAACUGAUAACAAUGAUUCAUCUUUACAUGCUACACAAUCAUUAGCACCUGCAUGUGAAAGUAAAGAUGUUGAUGUGACUACAGCUAAUCAAACAAUGAUCAAAUCAUCACCUAAUAUCUAUGAACAGUCUUCGCCACCUUCUCUAACAUCUUCUACAAUGAUUUCGACGACAUCGACAACAACGGCAACAACACCACCGCUACCACCACCACCACAAUAUCCAACAAAUGAUUUUCUUCGAACAAAUUCAAUGUAUUUUGAUUAUGGAUCAAUGAAUGGCUUUUGGCAACCGCAUAUCUAUGAUACAACUCAUAAUAUGAAUGGAUAUUAUCAACAAUAUCCACCAACAAUUCACACUUAA